Pungitius pungitius (ninespine stickleback) is the source of this 1744-nucleotide messenger RNA. RefSeq names its product KH domain containing, RNA binding, signal transduction associated 1a (gene khdrbs1a). Gene Ontology annotation, biological process: regulation of alternative mRNA splicing, via spliceosome. The record is from RefSeq and is a predicted model, not a curated record. The transcript is spliced from 9 exons. Bases 251 to 1366 code for a protein of 371 amino acids. Lineage: Eukaryota; Metazoa; Chordata; Actinopteri; Perciformes; Gasterosteidae. Gene Ontology annotation, molecular function: mRNA binding; poly(A) binding. Gene Ontology annotation, cellular component: nucleus.
AUUGAAGAGAGCAGAGCGACGGUAAAGACAGCCGGGCCCGUCCUGCAACACUAAACGCGCCGCACGUCGUGGUUCGUUUUCUCCACCAAAAGAACCGGGUGCUUCGGUCCUUUUGUUUUUGUUUUUUUUUUUAAAUCCGGCCGCGCGCAUCGAGCCGAUUUUUUUUUAAAUUUAUUAUUUUUUUUUAAAAGAUUUUUUUUUUUUCGGAAUCCAUCGUAGAGGCGAACCCACAAAGGGGGGGAAAAUCAAAAUGGAAGACACUAAAUACCUCCCGGAGCUGCUGGCCGAGAAGGACAGCUUGGACUCGUCGUUCACGCACGCGACGAAACUCAUCUCCGCAGAAAUUGAGAGGAUUCAGAAAGGUGAAACUAAGAAAGAGCCGGAGAAGGAAACUUAUCUGGACCUGUUUACCACCAAGAAUCUCAAACUGAAGGAGAGGGUGCUCAUUCCUACCAAGCAGUACCCCAGGGUCAACUUUGUUGGUAAGCUAUUGGGACCACAGGGGAGCACAAUCAAGAGACUCCAGGAAGAGACCGGUGCAAAGAUUUCAGUUCUGGGUAAAGGCUCCAUGAGAGACAAGAACAAGGAGGAAGAGCUGAGGAAGGGCGGUGAGGCCAAAUAUGCUCACUUGUCCAUGGAGCUGCAUGUGUUCAUUGAGGUGAUGGCACCCAUUCCAGAAGCCUACAUGCGCAUGGCUCAUGCUAUGGAGGAGGUCAAGAAGUUCCUUAUCCCGGAGCCCGGAGAACAUGACCCGUACAUGGACCCCCACUUCCUGAACGGAUCCCAGGAUGGAGGCCGGGGACGAGGCGGUCACCUCGGGAGGGGCAGGGGCGGACCUCCUGGUAGUGGAGGACCAAGGGGGCGAGGGAUGCCACGCGGGGCUCCCCGGGGGGCGAUGCGCGGCGGAGGCCCGCGAGGGGGAUUGGGUCGCGGCAACGGCCACAGAGGCGCCCCGUCCGGCAGGGGCGGACCACCGUCUGCUCCUAAUAGAGGGGGCUCCGCUCCCCGCUCUAGGCCGCCUGCAGCAGGGGCUCCCAGGAUGCUCCCCUCUGCAGCCAUGUCCCACCAGGGUCCUCCCUCCACGUCACAGUCCAAAACCGACGGCUAUGAGGACUACCCUGCCUAUGAAGAACAGUAUGCAGAGCCUACCUAUGAGGGAUAUGACAACUAUUACAGUCAGCAACCUGCCCCUGCGGAUACUGAAUAUUAUGACUAUGGACAUGGAGAGGCCCAGGAAACCCCGUAUGAGCCUUAUGCUCAAGAUGAGUGGGACAACUCAUGGUCCACCUCCGGCGCGGGAGGCAAGACCGCCGCCCCCAGGCAGUCGAAGGGAACGUAUAGAGAGCAUCCCUAUGGAAGAUACUGAACGGCUACUGGUAGAGAGUUGCUAUGGCAACUGUCUCCGAUUGUAACUCACUGAACUUUUCAAAAAGUAAUUCCCCUCUCGUUUGUUCCCUUUUUUUAUGGUUUAUUUUUUUUUAUUUUUUAAACUCGGUAGAUGUUUUGUUGGCUGUAUCAUAGUGCAAGAGGAGAAACGUGAAGACGGGGUUUUUCGUUGUUUACCUGUUUCCAUUUAAUGUUUGUUUCAGUUGGGUAGUUGGCAGGUCCUAGUGACAUAACCCUAACAAGGAAAACGGAGUAACCUUUUAAUGAUUUAUCGUUUAAGUUAAUUGCAUCUGAACAAAAUGUUACUGUGGCGAUAAAUUCUUCUCACGUGGGCUGCAUUCUAAAAGUCCUUCAUGAC